This is a messenger RNA of Dinoponera quadriceps, 4233 nucleotides long. RefSeq names its product leukocyte receptor cluster member 8 homolog. NCBI's taxonomy places the organism in Eukaryota, Metazoa, Arthropoda, Insecta, Hymenoptera, Formicidae. The transcript has 6 exons. Bases 1 to 2457 code for a protein of 818 amino acids. The record is from RefSeq and is a predicted model, not a curated record. Gene Ontology annotation, cellular component: nucleus.
AUGGCAGAGGCCGAGGCGUUGUCGCAGAAAAAGCAGCAGCCGUUUCACCAGCAACAACUCGGAGCAGGCCCGAUGGCGAACAUGACGUGGCAAUAUGCGUCUCCGAACAACAUGCACAUGUUCCCUCCGUACGGCGGACACAUGUAUGGUCCUGGAUAUCAAGGUGUGCCACACCAAGGACAGAUGUUUAAUUAUUAUCACUCGAUGAUGCCAGGAUAUGGUCAGCCUUUUAAUCCACAGCAAAUGCAGCAGCAGCAACAACAGCAGCAGCAGCAGCAACAACAGCAGCAACAGCAGAGUAACAAUCAAACAAAACAACAGUUGCAUCAACAACCUCCCAUACCUGGAACCCCGAUAGCCCUAGAUGACGAUUCCGAUCUUCCCCCGUUGCCACCCGGUCCACCGCCGGCAAUUCAACCGACUCAGCAGCAGCAGAAUAAUCAUCCACAGCAGUCGAUGCCUUUCCAAGGAAUCAUGUACAACUCAUUCCCCUAUAACAAUUGGAAUAUGCACAACGAUACCUCUCAAUACAACGGGCAGAUACGUUUCAACUUGCCGAAUAAGAAAACCGGCCUCGGGUACACGCCGUCCGGCAAUAGUGGCGCCGCGAAGAAAAAGCGUAAGCGGAACAAAAAUUUAGCAGCUCAAUUCAACAAUAGCUUUCAGGGAAACAACGCGACAAACGGAUCUUUUAUACCGAUGCCUGUCGCGAAGCCGGCGGAACUGCCGCCUCUGCCGCCCGUGAAGUGCGAGGUGGUGGCGGCGCCACCGCCGCCUAGCGAGGAGCCGCCCGAUAGCAAAGCACCGUCCAAUACCACCGCUCCGACGGUACCCGCCAAAGUGACUCCCAGCGUCGGUAAACCGCCCGUCGCUACUCCUUCUGUAACAGUCGCCACUCCUAGCCCGGUCGGCGACUGGCCCGACAGUCUAAAAAACUACGUGAACCGAUGUUACGAGAAGUGUAAGACGUCGUUUGACAAGGAUCAGGUCGAGAUCAUAUUGAAGGGCAAGAUCACACGCGCUGCGAACGACGGCUCGCUCUGGGUGAAAGACUGGGACAAGGAACAACUGCCUCUUCUCCACAGCGAGAGUAUGACUCUGCAGAUCGCGAAGCCGCAGCUAAAGAUGCCGACUCCUGUGGGGAGCCCAUUGGUCCACUCACUAGUGAACGCACAGGGAGGCCUGCGCAAGCCCGGCCUUUCCAUCUCGCUCGGGGCUCGGCUUGGCGCGCGUCUCUCUGUGACGCACAGCAGGCGGUCGAGGUCGCGGUCGAGAUCUAGAUCGAGGUCGAGGUCAAGAUCCAAAUCGAGGUCGCGAUCCCGUUCGCGUUCUCGCUCACGUUCGCGCUCGCGCUCCAGGUCGACCCGUUCGCGAACACGUAGCCCGCCAGUUCGCCGGUACCGACGGAGCACGUCCUCCUCGUCGAAUCUUAGCGAUCGGGAACACGACUACAAGGCGUUGAAAAUGAAAAAGUCCGCGCGCAGCAAGGCCAAUCACGGCAGCAAGAAGACGAAGAAGACUAAGCAGGCUAAGUCACAUUUCUAUAGCGAGUUUGGUUUAACUACAGGCAACGCCGACGAGCUAGGCUCCAAGGAGAAGCUGCAGCAGCGCGCCGCCAGAUUUAACAACGGCUCCUCCCGGACGAUGAGCAGCAGUGUCAUUAGAGACGAUUCGGCGGACUUCGACUUCACUGGGCUCCACAUCGUCGGCACGUGCAAGGAUCUAGAGAAGCCUUACCUCCGUCUUACCUCGGCUCCAGCUCCUUCUGCAGUUCGACCGGUAAGUGUACUUCAAAAUUCUUUGGCCCAUGUCAAGAAACGUUGGCUAGCCGAGCAGGACUACAGAUACGCUUGCGAUCAACUGAAAUCCAUCCGGCAAGAUCUUACCGUCCAAGGUAUUAGGGAUGCAUUUACGGUACACGUGUAUGAAACACACGCCCGUGUAGCUUUAGAACGCGGCGAUCACGAGGAAUUCAAUCAAUGUCAAACGCAGCUGAAGAUGCUGUAUCAGGAUGUCGGCGGCGAGAACCGAUGCGAAUUCGUCGCGUAUCGAAUACUCUACUACAUCUUUACGAAGAAUACUCAAGAUUUAACAACAAUUUUAGCAGCCCUGAAACCAGAGGAUAAAGUCGACGAGUGCAUACAGCACGCAUUAAAAAUACGCUCGGCGUGGUGGCUAGGCAAUUUCCAUGCUUUCUUCAAAUUGUAUAGGAAGGCACCGCGCAUGUCCGCUUUCUUGAUGGACUGGUUUGUCGCAAGGGAGCGAAAAGUGGCGUUGAAAUUUAUGAUCAAAUCCUACAGGCAAAAUUUGGCGGUUCAUUUCGUCGUAGCGGAAUUGGCCUUUGAGUCUUCGGACAAGUUUUAUGAAUUUGUCGGUGAGUUCGGCUUGGUUUACGCCGAUCUCGCUCGACAGCUAAUCGACUGCAAGGCGAGCAGUGCUAAUCUAGUUGGUUGGUAGAUGUCUGCGCCGCUCUACUCUUCUACCUUUCCCCCCGUGUGACGGAAGAUUCACGUGUAACGCGAAAGAGAGAGAAUGAGAGAGAGAAAACGAGAAAGGGAGUCGCAUACUCGCAACACAUGCUCACGUAAAGCCCAAAAAAAAAAGAUAAAAAGAGGGGAAACCGAGAGAGCGCACUCCUCUUCGACGCAACAUGCGCACGCGCUUUAUGUGUAUAUGCAUAUGUUCUCCGACAUACGUGGGCACCGUGUACGGCGCAUAUGCAUAUAUAUAUGUGCCGCGCAGAUGAACGUAGAUAUGUACUUCGUUUCCGCUGGUACGCGCGGCGUUUCCAUCGAUUUCUCUCGCUCCCGGAGACCUCACGCGUGCCGAUUCCGCUUCGCAAACGAUCGUCAAAGAUCACGUCAACGUCCCAUGGCGCGCACGUCUCUCCCAUCGGCCGGGCGCCCGAAUGUGUCGGAACUUCGGCUACAGUUCCGGCUGCGAAUCCGAUCAAUUUGUACAUAACACACACUCCUUCGUUUGGGCUCCUACACGCGUCUUGUACAUAAUCGCAAGAGGAGCAGGCGAAUUUACUGCGUCAAGGGGGCUUCAGUUGUACAAAAAAAAGUAAUAAUAUCAGGAUGGACCGUUUCCGUUCAUCCGGCGCUACCUCAGUGAAAAGAAAGGUCCCUCCCGAAACACGAGAGCGGGGAAGUACUCGGUACGAUUGCGAGGAUCGGAUUUGCCAAUGACGAAGCGCACGGUGCUCGAGGAGCGAGAAACACAUUUCCCAUUUCGUUCUUCUCGGCUCGACCACCGGGUCGUCGUUUUCGAUUCUUUCCGGUCGCUCGUAGCGUCGCCAGCACGCACGCACGCUUUUACCGCCCAGGUGCAUGCACGGUCGAUUUUCCGAGUUUCUCUCGACCGUUUUUCACCCGGACCCAAGCAGUCUCGGAUCCCCGGGCCGAGCUUCAAGAGAUCAGAGGGAGGAUUAAAAGACAAGGGGCGGCCUCUUCUCUUACGGAAGAGGAGCAUGUUUCCAAGAGGACAUUUCCGUUUCUACGCAUUCGCACUCGAAUUAUGCGGGAAGGAGGAGAUCCCGCGAUGACUGCCCGUGAUGAUGCCGCUCGCACUCGUGGAAGGCGAAAGAAUCGAUAGGAUCUUGGUCGGCAUUGAUAGGAAUGAGUGGCCAAGUUUUUGGACGAAGUUCGAAGAAAUCUGUUGGAUUUUAGGGAGAAGCAGAAGGGGAAGAAGAGAGGGAGGAGGAAAUGGGAACUUCGGCAAGAUACCGUCGGCUCGUUUCGCGACACCGUCGACCCCCUCCCCUUGUGGACUUUUUAAUUCAAUUUCUACGUAGCGAGCAGGAGGCGUCGUGAGGGUCGACGGUAAUCGCGGAAGACCGAGAAUCGAGUGAAUGGCCGUCGUUGUCGCGCGCCUCAUGCGUGGUAUACAUGUCGUUAUCGUCAUCAUCAAUUCUCUCCCUACAUUGCCGAGUGAUCUAUCGUACAAUCUAUUGGUUCGGUUCGCGAACAGUAAACUCCACUCGCGAGACGACGACGCUCUCGAUGACGGAAAGUCGCUCGGUCUUUUUCCUCUUCUCGUUCCGAUUUCUCGAGCGACCGAGAGAGAAUGAAGGAGAGACGUCGUCGCUCUCGCUUCCGCCACGCGCCGUAGAACGCAUGCAUGAUUCUACUGCGUGUGAUCUUUACAGACUCGGCGGAACAGGGGAAGAUCGAUAUUGUACAAUACCUAUUGGGAUAUAAUAUGUUGUGCAUAAUAAAUUAUUUAAUUUUC